Aspergillus terreus NIH2624 is the source of this 1638-nucleotide messenger RNA. RefSeq lists its product as uncharacterized. The record is from RefSeq and is a predicted model, not a curated record. The transcript has 6 exons. Bases 1 to 1638 code for a protein of 545 amino acids. Lineage: Eukaryota; Fungi; Ascomycota; Eurotiomycetes; Eurotiales; Aspergillaceae.
AUGCAGCUCAAAACCGCUCUCCUCGUCCUCGCCUCCGCGGUCUCGCUGACCGCCGUGGAAGGCCGAUACCUCUGCGACCUGGGCCGCGGCGACUCGCACCCGAUGCAGAAGCCCUACUGCUGCGAGCACGGGUACAAGCCGCAGGACGGCUCCAAAGUGAACUAUAUCGGCAUGGGCUGCAAGGAAAACCCCGAGUUCAACGAAGAGAGAAAGUGUCCUAACGGGAGCACGGUGACGUGCUGCCAUAAGAUUUGGAAUAUAUGUCAUUUAGCAUCAUGGUUGAUCGCUCAAUGGAAAUGCGAUUAUCCAAGUCGAGUCUCUAUGUCCGGGUGUUUACAUUAUCAACUGUACAGAAUCACCAUCCUCGCUCUCGCUCGUCAUUCAAGUGGCUCCUGCGGAAUCUGCUCCUCGGAUACAUCCACGAUCUCCUCCAGGAUCGGGUCCUCGGGCGUCGACGCCUCCGGGGUCGACUCGGACGUCGAUGAUGAUGACGACGACUCCUCCGGGACCACCAAGCUCAUCGAGUUCAGCAGCAGCUCCUCGCAAUCGCAAUCGCAUGACGUUGUUCCGGGCGGUGAUGGCCUUGUGCAGGGCCGUGCGCCCAAAGUCGUCCGGGAUGUUGACGUCCGCGCCCCGCUGGAUCAGAAAGUCGACCAUCUUCCGCCGGCCCUCCUCUGUCGCUUUGUGCAGCGCCGUCUCGCCCGAGUUGUUCGUCACAUUGACGUCCAUGUCGGUGUCCACCAGCAUCGGCACGAUCUUCCGCAGCCCGGCCGUGACGGCAAAAUGCAGCGGCGUAUCGCCCUGCUCGUCCUGCGGCGUCAUGCCGUCGUGCGCCGCCACGUCCACCUGCGCGCCGGCCUGCAGCAGAAACCCUGUCAGACCGACGUCGCCGUCGCGCGCCGCCACAUGCAGACUCGUCAGGCCGCCGGGAUCGCGCACGUUGACAUUGGCGCCCUUCUGCAGCAGCACAUGCAGCAUGCGGAUGCCGCGCUGGGUGCGGUCGCAGACGACCAGCGCAAACAACAGCGGCCAGCCGUACUCGCCGCACGGCGAGUUAAUGUCCGCGCCCUUGCGCAAGAGGUACUUGACGACCUCGACAUGGCCCAUGCGCCCGGCCUGGUACAGCGGCGUGCCACGCGGGCCGCGUUUUUUCGCCGUCUGCUCGUCGUUGUCGUCGGCCGCGGGCGGCUGCGCGUCGACUUUCGCCCCGUGGCGGAUGAGCUGCUUCACGACCGGCAGAUGGCCGUUACGCGCGGCGUACCACAGCGGCGUCAGCCCGGCCUCGUCGCCGUCGUCCACCUGGACGCGUCCCGAGCGCAACAGCAUCACGACGAGUUCCUCGUGACCGCGUUCGGCGGCGCGGAGCAGCGGCGUGCGCCCGCGCGCGUCCUUGACGGAUGGGGGCGAUUGGCCCAGUUUGGUGUCUUGGGCGUUUACGUCGACCAGGCCGGUGGCCAGCAGAAGGGCGAGGACCUUGUCAUGGCCGGCUUCGGCAGCCCAGGAGAGUGCGCUGCGGCCGUCCUCGUCGCGGCAGUCGAUGUCGACACUGGGGGUGUUGAUGAUUUGGUUGACAACGGAGUCAUAGCCUUUACUGGCGGCGAGAAAGAGCGCAAUCUCGAGCUUGCUCUUUGGCUGUGA